GGCAUAUGUUGCCUAGUUCGUUUCCACACGCAUUGUUUUGAAAUGCGAAACGCUUGAAGUGAAUCCGGGGGAGAUUCGAAUCAAACAUUUAUUCCUAACUGGUAAAAGUAAUGGCGUCCGUUGGUGGUGGCGGUCUUGGUGUAGGUUUUCGUCGUGAAAAUACAAGUGUCUCAAUGCCGGAUCUUAACUCGACUAUAAAAGCAAACGAGCAUGAAAGACGUGUAGCGGACAAAAGCAUCAACUCUGUGGAAACGCACUUCGACGACUUGGCAACAAAACUACACAUGUAUGCGGUUCGUCUGGGCAAACUUCGCAAUGCCGGUGACGAAUUUCAGAAGGCAGUGACGUUAUAUGCGGACGAAGAGUCGAGCGGUUUAAAGAAUGCGCUUCAUAAUUUUGCCGAGUGCUUCGCGGCCGUGCAAGAUUUGCGACAUCAACAAGUACAGCAAAUAGCCGAGAAAAAUGUCGAAGCGUUCAGCAUAUACAAAACGAAAUGUCGGCAAGCAAAGGGUGAUGUUCGCUCGAAUCUGAGCGCUUUGGACAAGGAAGUGAAAAAAUAUAAAUCUUUGGAACGGUUGAAGACUCGUUCAACUUCAAAUCGUCGAGUUGCGAGGGCACAAACCGAGUAUCAAAAGGCCUCGGACGAGGCCGGAAGAAGCUCGAGAAUUUUACACGAGCAAAUGGAGGAAUUUGAAAGGGCAAAAAUCCGUGAAAUCAAGCAGAUAUUUCGCGAUUUUUUACACAACGAGAUAUAUUUUUUUGCCAAAGGUUUGGAGCUGUAUUCACGUGCUUACGAGGCCCUAGCAACGCUAAAUGACGAGGAAGACAUUGAGGAGUUUCGUGCGUCUAUGUCAUGGCAACCACAGAGUCAUUCCACUCCCGGCUUUUCACGACAUCUCUCCGAACCUGCACUGAACAGACGUGCCAUCCACGACUUCAAUGAAUCCAUGUAGAGCCAAUGCGAUUCUCGUUCAAGAUAGGAACUAAAAUCAAAAGAUUAGUAAUGUAUUGGGAAAGAAUUUUUUGGGGAUUGCUGUGGAUCUUUGUGUCCAUAGUCAUCUAAGAUUUGAUUUAUCACCUGCUUUGUCAAACCGUAGUGUGGAGACCAAGAGCUAUGUAAUAAUUUCUUUCUGAUUGCCUUCACGAAGCUCCAAAGAGUAAUUCAACUGAUAAGAGAUAAUUCAGAACAUCUUUCAUUUACCAUGGGAUAAUGCUCGCAAAGUCACUGCUUGCAAGUGUAUUUUUCAGUGAUUUUCCGGGAACUCGCGCGUGCGCAUAACGUUUUUCGGCUGUGCUACAGAUACGUUCAAGGGUAACGGAUGUUUUGCAAAGACACUCAUCCAGUAAUAACCUCAAAGCGUGUUUCAAAGACUACGACAAUGCUCUAGCAGUCUCACAGCGAACAAACCUCUCAAAGUGAUCACAAACAAAAGCUUCACAACAGAAGUUUAAUGCGAGUAUAAAUUAUGCAAUAGCACACAUAAAUUAUAUAUUUAAUCUUAUGUACGUUUACAUUAAAAAUAACAUUACAUCUUCU
Messenger RNA from Xenia sp. Carnegie-2017, 1537 nucleotides. RefSeq names its product protein FAM92A-like. The record is from RefSeq and is a predicted model, not a curated record. Gene Ontology annotation, cellular component: ciliary basal body; ciliary transition zone. NCBI's taxonomy places the organism in Eukaryota, Metazoa, Cnidaria, Anthozoa, Malacalcyonacea, Xeniidae. Gene Ontology annotation, biological process: cilium assembly.